This is a messenger RNA of Magnolia sinica, 3549 nucleotides long. RefSeq lists its product as uncharacterized. Gene Ontology annotation, cellular component: cytoplasm; plasma membrane. The record is from RefSeq and is a predicted model, not a curated record. The transcript is spliced from 24 exons. Lineage: Eukaryota; Viridiplantae; Streptophyta; Magnoliopsida; Magnoliales; Magnoliaceae. Gene Ontology annotation, molecular function: GTPase activator activity; syntaxin binding; myosin II binding. Gene Ontology annotation, biological process: regulation of exocytosis. The coding region runs from base 121 to 3285 and encodes 1054 amino acids.
CAAUAAGAAGCGAUUCUCAGGCGUUUGUUCUGUCUACUCUCUCUCUCUCUCUCUCUCUCUCUCUCUCUCUCUCUCUGUGAAAAUCUUCAAUAAGAAGCGAUUCGUAGGCGUUUGUUCUCCAUGUUCGUGAAAAAGCUCGUCGAUAAGGCUUCUAAAAAGCCUGGAGGGAGUUCGAACAGUUUGAAAGUGCAUGAUGUAAACCCACGUCUGGUUUUUCACUAUGGGAUUCCGGCAGGACCCAUCUCCUUGGCUUAUGACUCAAUUCAGAAAAUUCUUGCUAUUCCUACAAAAGAUGGCCGAAUCAAAUUAUAUGGAAAAGAUAACACUCAAGCCCUGAUAGAAUCUGAUGAGGCAGUUCCAAGCAAGUUUUUGCAGUUUUUGGAGAACCAAGGCAUCCUCCUAAACGUAACGGUCAGAAAUCACAUUGAGGUUUGGGAUGUAGAUAAGAGGCAGUUGUCUCAUGUGCACAUAUUCAAGGAAGAAAUCACAUCUUUCAUGGUAGUACCACAAAGUUUCUACAUGUACGUUGGAGAUUCUCUUGGGAAUAUUUCUGUUUUGAAGGUUGAUAGAGAACCAUGCAACUUAAUACGCAUGCACUACAAUAUUCCUUUUUCUGCUUCUCAUGGAAGUGCAACUGAAGUGGCAGAGGAUACUGCAGUAAUGCAUAUAUUGCCGCAGCCAAUGGCUGAGAGUAGGAGGGUCCUUAUAAUUUUUAGAGAUGGUCUAAUUAUCUUAUGGGGAAUCCAAGAAAGUAAAGUCAUGUUCAUAACAGGUGGAAAAACACUAUAUUCAUUAGGCAAUGAACCAAAGAAAGUAACAGCUGCUUGCUGGGCAUGUCCCUAUGGAAGUAAAGUAGUUGUUGGAUACAGUAACGGGGAGAUUUUACUUUGGACUAUUCCAGGAAUUUCCAAUCCAAAAAAUAUCCCAGCUACAGAUAAAGAAGAAUUAUGUGCUGCGCAAAAUGUUCCUAUUGGUAAACUCAAUCUUGGGUAUAAGAUGGACAAAACUCCUAUAGGUUCAUUAAGAUGGGUUCCAGGAGAUGGAAAGGCAAGUCGGUUGUACGUAAAUGGAGUCUCCGAUUCUGGAUCUUCAAAUUCAUUUCAGAUAAUCAUUCUCAAUGAAAAUACAGAAUCCCGUAUGAUAAAGUUGGUUCUCCCUUUGCCCAAAGCCUGUCUAGACAUGGAAAUUAUUUCAAGUAUCGGUGACUGGAACAAACAUAAACAAGACACUCUGCUGCUUCUAUUAAAAUCAGGUUGCUUGUGUGUCUAUGAUGAUUCAGAGAUUGAAAAGUAUCUUAUACAAUGUCAAUCCAGAUCACCUCCAACACUCCCGAAGCAGGUAAUGGUCAAGUUACCAUUCAUGGAUUCAAACAUCACAGCUGCAAAAUACAUUACAGACAAUUCAGACAUGUCAAGUGCCACGGAGAAGGAUCAUAUGCUGGCCAAAAAUUUCCCUUCUCUUUUUCCCAGUGAUACAAAGGAGAAGGACGUAAAUCAUUUAAAUUAUGCGCGCUUUAGUGGAUUUACAAAGUAUAAAAACUUGUAUAUAACGGGUCACAGUAAUGGAGCUAUAAAUUUUUGGGAUGCAUCACGCCUGUUUCUUGUGUCAAUUUUAUCAGUGACACAACAGCAGAGUGAAGGCAACCACUCCUUAAGUGGUAUUCCAGUAACAGCAUUGUACUUUGAUAUCAACUCUCGAGUGCUUGUUUCUGGAGAUCAGAGUGGAACGAUACGCAUCUUCAAGUUCAAACCCGAACAAAAUACAGCAGGAAACAAUCUGUUAUCACUACAAGCAACUACAAAGCAAGGAUGGAGCAGCGUUAUUAGUUUUGUUAAACUUAUAAAAGUCAAUGGUGCUGUACUUUCCAUCAUUGUAAACCCUAGGACGGGACAUCUUGUUGUUGGAUCUGAUCAAGGAUAUGUUUCAGUAGUAGACAUGGAAGGCCCUACUAUAUUAUAUCAGAAACAUUUCCUGAGUGAACUUUAUACUGGUAUCAUCUCUCUCCACUUUGAGAGCUACGAACUCCAUGGAUCUGAGAAGAACAUUCUAUUGGUAGCACUGAAAGAUUCAUCAAUUUUGGCCCUUGAAGCGGACACAGGAAUUGCAUUAAGCAGUAGCAUGGUCCGUUCCAAGAAACCUGCUAGAGCUCUAUUCAUGCAGAUCCUAGAUGGACCAGAUUCAUUAGUCCAUGGAUCAGAGGGUCCAGGCAUGAUCAAAGGGACCACUGUCAAAGAUGCCAUACCAAAGCAAUCAUUAGUAUUGCUUUGUUCUGAAAAGGCUGUAUAUUUAUAUUCCUUGGUGCAUGUAAUUCAGGGGAUUAAGAAGGUACUCGACAAGAAAAAGUUUCAUGGUAAUACUUGUUGCUGGGCGUCAACAUUCUAUAGUCCUUGCUCUGAAAUUGGUCUGAUACUCAUGUUCACUAGUGGCAAAAUUGAAAUUAGGUCCCUGCCAGACUUAUCCCUCCUAAGGAAAACUUCAUUAAGAGGCUUCACAUUUCCAACCUCGAAUUCUGAAAGUUCAUUUUGCUCUUCAUCUGAAGGAGAACUUGUUGUGGUCAACAGAGAUCAGGAAAUCUUCUUCAUUUCAGUUUUGGCCCGGACAGACAUCUACAGCCAUCUGGAGUCUGUUAGCCAAGUAUUCAAGAAAGAUAUCAUCCCAAUAGAAGGCCUCACCACAGGACCCAUUGUCCCUAAAGAAAAGAAAAGGGGAAUAUUUAGCUCUGUUAUUAAAGAUAUAAAAGGCACAAAGGCAAAGCACCAGGAAGGAAUAGAAGUCGUACAUUCCCAAGCAAGCAUAGAAGAAGAACUGUCUGCCAUAUUUUCAACAACUAAUUUUUCGUUGGAGGUUGAGAACAAAGAUAGCUUGGAAAUGCAUGAAAGUGAUGUUGAGCUAAAUUUAGAUGAUAUCGACCUGGAAGACUUAAAAGAGAAACCGAAGGGACAAAACAUCAUAACAUUGAAUAAGCACAUGUUGGUUGGAAAAUUUCAGGCAAUAAAAGGUAAAUUGAAACAAAGAAAGGCAAAAACUGAAAACACGUCGAUGAAAGAGGAGAAUGACGAUGGGAAGGGUGUGGAUUCUGUUGAUCAGAUAAAGAAGAGAUACGGAUUUCCAUUGGCUGGUGAGUCUAGUGUCACUAAAAUGACAGAAAGCAAGCUGAAAGAGAAUUUAGGGAAGUUGCAGAGCAUCAACUCACGAACAACAGAAAUGCAAGACACUGCUCGAUCUUUCUCAACCAUGGCAAAACAGCUGCUGCGAACGGCAGAACAGGAAAGGAAAAGCUCCUAGUUGUUUCCAGUUUGUGCAUAAUUGGACUAGAUUUGUAUAUGGGUUUCAUUAAAAAUGUACAACUUUCCACUUGAAAAUGCAGCUGAACUCCUUUCCUCCUCCUAUAAGUGUAUGGUCCACAUGUACAUAUGAUCCAAGCCAUCAAUCCUAUGAUGCAGUGUGGGUGGGCCUUACACCAAUUGGGUUUUCUACAUCUCUUAUUAUUUGAUUUGGAUUGGUGGGUCUGAAAUGUAAUCUUAUCAUCCAAUGGAUACGAUGCAUGUU